AAAUAUUUGUUUUCUUUUCAUUUAUUAGCGUGUAAAUUGGUGAAGUUUAUGAAAAUUGUAAUAUGGACGCCAUUCAAACGUUAUACGGCAAGUGCCGUUGCUGUCUGAAGGCAGGCGAGCAUCGCGACGUCUUCAAAGUAUAUUACUGCGAUGGAACUCGCGAAGUAUACUUCGAUAUAUUCCUGGAAUGUUUCAAUGUUUUUAUUUCAAUAUCAAGUGGCAACAGUAAUCUGAUUUGUGCGGAUUGUAUCCAGAAGCUGCGAGAUGCAAGUAAUUUCCGCAAAAUGGUUGUUGAUGCGGAGAAGCAAUUGCAAUUUAUGAAAGACCCGCCAGACCUUGAGACACAACAAGAAGUGACUUUAGUAAAGAUAGAGCCAGAUGAUGGUUACGACUACAUGGAGAUAGAAUACAAGGACGUGAACGUCCCACCAGACCUUGAGAUAAAGCAAGAAGGAGAAAGAAGGAAGGAAGAAGAAGAGAGAAAAGAGAAGGCAGAUGAUGACCAUGACUACACGGAGACAGAAUUCAAGGAUGCAAUAGUGGUUGCCGCGCACCGCUACGGAACGGACGCCUGCUCGCGCUGA
Molecule: messenger RNA, 584 nt
Organism: Cydia splendana
Lineage: Eukaryota; Metazoa; Arthropoda; Insecta; Lepidoptera; Tortricidae
Exons: 5
Coding region: 63-584 (173 amino acids)
Cellular component (GO): nucleus
Molecular function (GO): zinc ion binding
Source: RefSeq, a predicted model, not a curated record